UAUUAUCUCAGCGUGAUAUGGGCCCAGAAAUGACAGCUGCUGGUCAAAUUAGACAACUAUACUUCGAAUGGCUCGAGGAGUGGUUUUACCAUGCAAAGAGGUGGAAAUUUGUUAAAUAUCAAGAUCUGGAGGACCGGGAGGAGUAA
Molecule: messenger RNA, 146 nt
Organism: Penicillium arizonense
Lineage: Eukaryota; Fungi; Ascomycota; Eurotiomycetes; Eurotiales; Aspergillaceae
Exons: 1
Coding region: 18-146 (42 amino acids)
Source: RefSeq, a predicted model, not a curated record